AUGCAUCUCUGGUCACGAAGUCCAGUCAGGUCAAAUCCCGACUCCAGGAAGCGGUGUUACCUCCUCGAAUUACCCACUGAGCUACUGCUAGAGAUCGUUUCUCAUCUACCUGUGCUGGCAGAAGCCUCUCUGGCAUUGACGUCUAGACGUCUGUUUGCAAUAUCCGGUGCAAUCCUGGACUCCAAAUCAUUGCAUUUCAAUCGGGAUUUCGCACCACUUUUCCAUCAUUACCGAAAUGGGCACAACUUCGUUACUAGCCGGUGGCAAUUCGUUAAAGUGUUAGAAAACAAUACAUGGCGAGCUUGCUCGAAAUGCUUGAAGCUACAUCCACGAACUUUGUUCUCCUCACGAGAACUCAAACGAAAACCCGAGGAGCGGACUUGCGAGCUAGGAAAUCUCGCAGGCAUAGUCGACCUGUGUCCAUGCAAGAAGCUAACAUUUCGAGAUAAAAUGGACCUCGUCGAACUCCUGCUGAUGCGACAGAAAUCGAUAACAGCCUUGACUGCACAAUUUGGGACAGGCAUCCAGGAACGUUUCUGCUGGCAUACCUGCACCGAAAAUUAUGGCUCUACACAAUUGAAGAUUGAAUUAUUUCCAGAGUUAGACGAGAAUGGCCAGUUGAAGAUAAAAACGGAGUAUCAAUUAUCAACGGGGUCAGGGCAGCUAGGGAAGGAAGAGUUUAUCACACCUCGCUUUGGAUGCGCACACCGAUCAGUUGAUCUCUGGCUCUCCAGCGUUUGCCAAACCACUAUUUGCCGGCUGUAUGACAGUUCCUGCGCUUCCUGUCAGCGAAUAUCCGUUUGCAACUCCUGUAAUUCCUCGUUGAAAUGCCCUCGCAAACAACCUUGUCAUAUUGACGAGAACUCCGGAAAAGCCACAUAUUUCUUUUGGACUGAGAGAUCUCUUGGGGGGACAUCCCCUAUCCCGGACCAAGCAUGGGCCCUGCAGAGAAUCCAUCCGGCAGAGAAUACGAUCGAUGUGGACAACUGCAGCGAGUUAUGUCCUUGGACCAUCCGCGAACAUCCUCUCAACGACCCCCCAUCUCUCGAGAUGGACAUUCUAGAACCUGGAUAUCAUCAACUUCUACUUCUAAAUGAACGAAAGCAUAGACUCCAGGAAAAGCAGAGUGCAGCGAUCACCACGAAGCAUUAUCUGCGUCCUGGGGCGAUGAGCUAUCCACCACCACCACCUCAUAACGGACAAUAUCCUUCACAGUACCUGCAGCAGCCUCCUAUUCAACCCCAGCAGACCAUCCAGCCGCAGCAGCUACUGUACAAUAAUGCCCAACCGAACGUUUCGCCAUAUCAAUAUGGCAAGCCGGUCAUUUAUCCUCAGGUCAUGAUCCCGGCGUAUCCCGCCUACACACACACGUAUAAUCAACAGCCACAACCACAACCACAACCACAACCACAACCACAACCUCAAUCUCAACCUCAGUCUCAACCUCAACCUCAACUGCCGCCGCCGCAACCACAACCGCAACCGCAACCGCCGCAACAGCAAUAUGUAAACCCAUCCGACUUGUUCAACACACCACCCCUCCCUUCGAUAUCACCCUCCCAAUUUACCCAGAGGCCAUCUCAAUAUGGUGGACAACCUGCGGUGUCUACCGCCGCAGCCAGUAGCCUCUCCGCUGCACUCACUACCCCCGCCGCAACGCAACCAACGUACUACACAGCUGCCGGCCCAAACCAAGGGAACCAGGUUUAUAGCAAGCUCCCACAGGCCACACCAAAUGCUACACCAAGUACAACACCGAAACCUACUCCGAAGCCUACGCCGAAACCCACACCAAAGGUUACACCAAAGACGAUGCCCAAGACUACCGCCGCGAUUGCACCAAAUCCCCCAACUAUUCGACCCCCACCUGUUACCGCAACUCCCCCGGCACUAUCACCCAGACCUGUCCCCCAAGUAUUGGUCCCAGCUCCUUCCCCGGAAAUACAGCAGAAACUACAACGGCCGCCGGCCAAGAAGCAAGCGCAGCGACAAGCUGGCCAAAUGGGCCCCCAAAAACCAGCAAAGCCACCCAUCGACUACCAGGUCCUGCUCCUGGCGAUGGCAGAUGAAUACCUCAAUACGGCCCAUAGUAACGGAACCAUGGUCGCUUUGCUGAAACAGGAAUUGGAAGUGGAAGAAUACUAUAAGUUGGUCGCAACAGGUCUUGGUUGCUUAGAAGCGGUGUUGAAGAACUGGAGAUUGCAACCUCGAGUCGAAGCGCUUGUGCGAUUAAGGUAUGCGCGCAUUCUGUUCGAGGAGACGGACAACGAUCUCGAAGCGGAGACCGCAUUGAGCAAAGGCAUUGACUUGUGCGAGCGGAACCGUAUGCUGGACUUGAAAUACAGCAUGCAACAUCUUUUGGCACGGAUGCUCCACAAGACAAACCCUAAGGCCUCAAUGAAAGCUGUGGAUGGGAUGAUCCAGGAUGUAGAAGCAUAUCGCCACUCUGCCUGGGAGUAUGCAUUUCGUUUCCUUCGAGUAUCCCUCUCGCUGUCUUCCUCAGCCCACCAGGACUCCGUUGCAGCUCUGCAACAUCUCCACAAGAUCGCUAAUAUGGCCAACCGCAAUGGCGAUAAGGCUGUUUCGGCCAUGUCGGCCGUCAUCGAGGCCCUUGCACACCUCCAACACGGAUCCGGAUACGACUCCAUUGAACAGGCUCAGCGCGCCCUGGCGGUAGCUCGGAGCCAUCAGCUGAAUGAUGAGCUUCGUCAUAUACCGCAGCUGACGACACUGGUGCAAAUGGUCGAUAUUUGUUGCAGCCUUCUUGAAUAUGACAUCAAUCAAUCGUCACAGAAGCUGAAGAACUUACAAGACUUGAUGGACGAGCGAUUGAAUGACCCCAACUGGCGUGCCGAUGGAUCGUUCUCCAUACCUUUAAGCGGCAAAUCGGCAGGACCAUCGUCAAUAGACACGGGGGACAUUCUUCAGGUCCAGAAUGGCACGUUGCUCUUGAGCUUUAAUUGGCUACCCCAGCAUGAUCUUUACGCGCUUUGCUAUUUCUUAAGUUCAAUCACACUCAGCUGCAAGAACUCGUACGAUGGCCGUAAAGCCGAGAAGUUCCUCCAGGAGGGGAUACGCAUGAUACAGGGGAGCUUCAAAUCGCCACAAGACAUCACCGAGUCAAUGGUCAAUGCGAAUAGGCGGGUAGAAUGGCGCAGGACGCUGUACUGCAACCUCCUCCUUCAACAAGUUUUCCUUGCCUGUGGCCGCACAGACUGGGACCUUGCCAGCAAAACGCUGAGGGACCUCCGACAAGAAGUCCAAGAGCUUGGCGAGUGUCUACCUGAUACUGUCCAAUGUCUGAUGGAGUACGCUGCGGGUACCAUUGCACAAGCAACUGGCGAUCUGAAUGCUGCCCUCGAUGUUUUUCAAUCCCCUCUUCUUUCGUUAUCUCCAUCGACGAGCAAAACAGCCCGCAAUGACCCCCGGCGUGACAUUGCACUUCUUGCAGCUCUCAACACCGUUCUCAUACUACGUGAUCCAACCCAUGCAUCACACUUUCAGCUCCCCAACAUUCUGGCAACCGUUGAAUCGUUUUGCAAGGGUAGCCCCAACAAAUAUAUCCAAGCAGCUUACUAUCUUGUAUGCGCUACUGUACAGACCGAAUCGACCAUACAGACCAAGCAGUUUCUUCAGCAAGCUCUGCAGUCAGCCACAGCAAUCAGCAAUAGUCAGAUUACUUGCAUGACCCUAACGUUCAUGAGUUGGAAGUAUUUCCGUGGGGUUGUCGGUGAACAGGCCGAAAAGAGCGCGCGAGCAGGUCGUGCAAUGGCAAAGAAAGCCAACGAUCGACUUUGGGUCAGUGUCACGGACGAGAUGCUCGCAGAAACUUUGGAGAGGCAGGGAAAGAAUGAUGAAGCGAAAGGCGUCCGCGAGGAGGGCCAUAGAGUAAUGAUGGGAUUGCCGUCAGCAUUGAAAAAGCCCGCCUAG
Molecule: messenger RNA, 3930 nt
Organism: Aspergillus bombycis
Lineage: Eukaryota; Fungi; Ascomycota; Eurotiomycetes; Eurotiales; Aspergillaceae
Exons: 7
Coding region: 1-3930 (1309 amino acids)
Biological process (GO): maintenance of mitotic sister chromatid cohesion; mitotic sister chromatid cohesion
Cellular component (GO): SMC loading complex; chromatin
Molecular function (GO): protein binding; double-stranded DNA binding
Source: RefSeq, a predicted model, not a curated record